UCAUUAGCGAACAACAUUCCGUAAUAUAUAUUUUUUUUUUUAGUUUCAAAAAGAAAAAAAAAACAUGAAUUUAUCAUUAAAAUCUAAAUAAAAAUUAUAAAUUAUCAAAAUCCGAGGAAGUGGUAUUCGCCUCAAAAAAACACACAAAACCAAGUGCAUUAAAAAAGUGAACUAUAGGUACCACACAAAUCAGUCAAAAAGAUAGGGCAACCGCAGUGUGUUACAUUUUUUAGGAAAAGAUCGGCUGCGGUGUCAAAUUAUAAUAAUGGGCAAACUCCUGUCAAAAAUAUUCGGCAAUAAGGAAAUGCGAAUAUUGAUGUUGGGUCUCGAUGCUGCUGGAAAAACUACUAUUUUAUAUAAACUUAAAUUAGGUCAAUCUGUUACAACAAUACCAACAGUAGGAUUCAAUGUGGAAACUGUCACGUAUAAGAAUGUGAAAUUCAAUGUUUGGGACGUUGGAGGGCAGGAUAAAAUACGUCCUCUUUGGAGACAUUACUAUACAGGAACGCAAGGACUAAUUUUUGUAGUUGAUUGUGCGGAUCGAGAUAGAAUUGACGAAGCGCGCACAGAAUUACAUCGAAUUAUAAACGACAGAGAAAUGAGAGACGCAAUUAUAUUGAUUUUUGCCAACAAGCAAGAUCUAUCCGAUGCCAUGAAACCACAUGAGAUUCAAGAGAAACUAGGACUCACAAGAAUACGUGAUCGAAACUGGUACGUGCAGCCGUCUUGUGCAACAUCUGGUGAUGGUCUGUACGAAGGUUUAACAUGGCUGACGUCGAACCAUAAGUUAUGAGAAUCAAUUAGAAAAAUUAAUGUUUUUACGAUUUAAAAAGAGAAAAAGUAUAUAUAUUUCUGAUCUAGUGUUUUCCCAUAAGAGCAACAAUUAUUAUCGUAUGUCAAACAUUUCAAACGCAUACACAAUUUUAAGAUUAUUAUAGCGUUAAACCUACAUGUAAAUUAAUUUAAUGUCACAUAUAUUCUCAUGGCAGAUUUUUGUUUUGCCUAUCGUAGAUCUAAAUUUUAUUUAACUUUCCAUAUUAAAUAAGACAAGAUCUAUAAAAAAAAAAAACAAAUAAUUAAUAUUGAUUUCUCGUUUGAUAGCUUUUAAAGAAAAAUAAAAAUGCAUCCACUGCAUUCACUCGCUUCAAUGCUCUUUGCUUUGGAAAACAAUAGCUUAGGAAAUAUGUAUAGUAAUUGUGUAUAUGAAUAAAUUGUAUAUAAUAUAAUAUUAAUUUUCGGUUCAGAGCUAAAAAGCUUAUUUUUAUUUGCCCUAUACGUAGUGAAAACCACUUUUAAAAGUAUUCGAUUGAAAGAUAUUCAAUAAAAAAAUCAAUAAACUA
This is a messenger RNA of Episyrphus balteatus (marmalade hoverfly), 1340 nucleotides long. It is a transcript of the gene Arf51F, whose product is annotated as ADP-ribosylation factor 6. The record is from RefSeq and is a predicted model, not a curated record. Gene Ontology annotation, cellular component: cytoplasm. Bases 266 to 793 code for a protein of 175 amino acids. Gene Ontology annotation, biological process: intracellular protein transport; vesicle-mediated transport. Lineage: Eukaryota; Metazoa; Arthropoda; Insecta; Diptera; Syrphidae. The transcript is spliced from 5 exons. Gene Ontology annotation, molecular function: GTP binding; GTPase activity.